UGAGGUUUAAAUCAGUAUAGUUUGUUUUCCAGUAACCUAUUACACUCUCAAAUUUAUAACAUAAAUCACCAUUGUGGUGAGUAUAAAUGAGAUGUCAAGCUCCAAUAGCAAACGUAGAAAAGUGACUGUUGACAUCAAGCAAACGAAACUCGAAAGAGGUAGCGUGUUUGAACGACUUGGCAACCAAGAAAAACAUAAAAAAUGGAAAGAUUCCUCUGAAGGAAAAGUGAAAACAAAGAAGACAGCAUCUAAAGAACAAAGUCCAUCACCGGAACGCAAGAAAAAAUCAAAAUCCAGCUCAAAGUCAGAAGAUGUGCCAACGAAAAAGUCUUCCAAAGAGUAUACAUCUGGUAGCAGUAAAAGUAAACAUGCACACAAUGAAGUUAAAGAACAGAGAAAGUCCCAUAAACAUGUUGAUAACGCUGAAGCAAAUCGCUCGGGAGCAGAAAGAACCCAUUCCAAACAUAAAUCAGAUCGCGGAGAUGGCAAAGUGCAUAAAAUUGUAGAAAAUUUAAUAAUUGAAAAGCGAGUCUCCCCUUCAACUUCACAAGAUAGGUCGAGAAGUGGAUCGUUUGAUUCGGUUUCACCGAGGAAGAAAUCAAAAAAACGAUCAGCAAAACAUUCAUCUCAAGAAGAAAGUACGGAGCGAUACGACCGACAACAAAGCUUUUCUCCUGAACCCGUUUCAAGCUCGCAUCGACAAAAAGAGAGAGGAAGAAGUAGAGAGAAAAAGAAAGCUUCAAAGGAGGUAUCUCGUAAAAAUAAAACUGAAGAUUUAAGUGAGGAAUACUUCGAACCGAAACCAAGCUCAAAAUCUGUAUCAAAAGUGAAAAAAUUGUCAAAACAAGAUAAAUAUGAGAAGGAAUACAGUAAAUACGACGAGGAUAUUAUACCAGAAAAGAAACAUAAAACUAAGCAUUCUAAGGAAAUUGUCGUUGAAAAGGAAAGAAGUCGAAAACAAACUCCUGUGUUGUAUGAAGAAUCGUCUGAUGAUCAUUACAGAAAAAAAGAUGUCAAAUCAGACGAUCGCGGAAAAGCAAAAAGACGUAAACACGAGCCUGAAUCACCUUCAAAAAGUCCUGUGAGACACAAGAAAGCAAAACGACAACCUAGCUUUGAACGUGAAAUUAAAGAAACUGUUAAAGAGCGAAGUUCCAAGGCUUCUGCAUCACCAACGAAAAUCCUGAGUAGCAAAAAGCGUCAUAGAGAGGAAGAAGUGGUCUCAAAAAAACGAGUGCAAAAAGAAGACUCACUGCAAGGGACUUACUCUGAUUAUUCAUCAGCAAGCAAACAUUCUCAGCCAGAGUAUUCGGAAAUUUCUCAAACCAGUGGCGGUAAUGAAGAGCUAUAUAGUAGCGAUUCUUAUGCUGAAAAAGAAACUAAAAAACGCUCAAAAAUGAAGAAAAAAGUCAGAAAAGAGCUGGAAAAAUCACCAAGUAAAGUGAGAUAUGAGGUCAUAGAUGACGAUGGCUUUAGUGACGACGUAAAAAAGGUAAAAAAGCGCAAACGAAAGCGAGAAGAACCAGAUUCUCCGUUAUCGGAAUCUCCUGUCAAAGAAGAACGUCGUUAUCAUGGUAAAGAGAGACGAAGAGAAGAAAAGGUUGUUAUCACAAAAAAAGUUGAACAACCUAGAUCACCACGAGAAGAUAGUCGUCGCUCGGAUAAACAUUUGCUCGAUCGCUCGGAAAAACAUUCGCUCGGUCGCUCGGAAAAACAUUCUCAAGAUAGUAGAGAUUUAUAUGAACACAGAAACACUCAACAUGAAAGAAAUGAUUCUUCCUCCCGCGUAACCGCUAGCCGUAGUGGAAAAACAAACUUGAGGAGCCCAGUUGAGAAAUACUAUGACCCAAGAAAAGACGAGCGUGAUCGAAGAAAGGACCCGUAUACCGAUAUAAAGCGUUCUUCAAGAGACGACAUAUUUUCACCAGACCGUAGAGAAACAAAUUAUGUAAAACAAAAAUUAGAUGCAAGACAUUUAUCAGCUGAACGUAGCUCUGAGAUCAAAGUUGCUGAAUGGCAAAGAAAGAGUUCAAAGCAUAUUUCAAAUGAGAGGAAGGGUUCUAUACCGAAACUUAUGCAGAAUACACGCUUGCCAGAACCACGAUUUGCGCAUCAACGAAAACUUCUUGAACCCGAGUACAUAUUCCAACAACAUCCACCAGAGCUGAUGCGAACUGGUCGCAGUUUUGAGCGGCAAGGACGUGGUAACGAAAGGAUGCCUGUGCGCCCUCCUCCACUGUUGCCUCCGCCUUCAUAUUCCAGAAGUCAUGUCACGCCCCCUCAUGCCGCAAGAGGGCGUGGCAUGAUUGAAAAUGACAGACGCAUGGAUAGAGGACAAAAUGAUCGCAGAGACCCAAAUCAACGAAUGGAUAGUGGCGAUCGAAAAUAUACUAAUAUACGAGAUAAUAGCAGUGGGGAUCGUCUUGGGCGAUCGAGCAGUCACGAUUCUAGAUCGUCUUCGCGACAUAUUUCGCAAGACAAUAAAAGUAAGUCUCGACAACAAAGCGAUCGCGGUGAUCUCCAGUCCCCUCGAAGUGACAGAAACUCAUCGCUAGAAAGACGCAAAAAGACUUCUUCUGAUAGAAGUGUUGCAAGUUCAAAUAAAGGUGAUAAGAAUACACAAUAUGAUAGACGGAGUCAACGAAGUAUUGAAAGAACUGUCUCUGAUGGCAAAAGUGAGGGGCGGCCAUUAAAUCGCUUUGACAAUGAUCGGUCACGCUCAGUGAAGCGUAAACCGACUGAUGAACCACGACAAUCAAACUUGGAGUCUAAUACGACAACACAGGAACGUAAGAAACAAAAAUCAAUUUCAAAACACCCUUCUCCUGACCCAAAACGAAAAUCCUCAAAAGACACUCGCUCCACUUCGUCGAAAAGAUCGUCAGAAAAUAGAAAGGAGAACUCUCAAACUUCUAGAAAGAGCAAAGAUAAAAAGAAAACAAGUCGUACAAACGAUACGGAGAUAAACAAACUUAUUGAAAAAGAAGAAAUAAUUCCAGAAGUUGAUUGGAACGAGUUACCAACGACUGAAAAAGACAGAGAAGAAAGCUCAUCUGGAACCAGCUCAAUUUUAAGUAAAUUCACACCAGGCAAUUUACUCAAAAAAACUGGAAUUAUUUUAGAAAUGCUGCCGCCACAUUUGGCUGAAAAAGUAAAUAAAAUGAGAACAGAAAACGAUGAAAUUGAACAAAAAGAAUCUCAAUCGAUUGUUGGUGGGAUGUUACGCAAUGGACUGAAUUCGUAUUCUGACGAGAAACUCAGAAAACGCUUGCUCGGCUAUAAUAAUGAUUAUCGUCAUGCAUUGCGUCCACCAUUUAUUAUCAAUGCGAAAACUUAUUCUGCGUCUCUGAAAGAAUAUAUGCGCAAAAGUAGGAUGGUUGAAGCAAUGUAAUUUGUUCAAUAAAAUUGUUUCUUAGAGUCAGCUUUUUUAUAAAUUUUAGUGUGAAUCAAAUUUGGGAUGAAUUUAUUAUUUUAGGCUCAAAUCAAAAUUGAAUUGUGAAACCAAAUUUUGGGAAUUUUUAAAAAUUUUGUGAGAGAUGUGACUGUGACUAAUCUAAAUUUUUUAAACACCUUAUUUUGUCUCUUUUUUUUUUCUUUGAAACAGAUGGAUUUUUGCAAAACAUGGUCAACAUUUUUGGAAGUAACCUUUUCUCAGUUGGAUAAUUCCCACACUUAUACUUUUGUGAAGAAACUUUAUCUUACUGUUAAUGCUAUGAUUGUGUGUGUUAUUUUACAAUGAUCCAAAUACCCUUCUCUCAACUCAAUUAUAAAACAUAUUUACUCUAAACAAGGCUCUGCCUCUGUAUAAGCAGCCACUAAAUAAGGAACUGCUAUUUUGUAAUACCGGAAUAUUUUUGAAUGGGCACGAAGUUUGAACACAGGGUAUUUAUUAACCUGUAAUGUCAAUUCAGUUGAUAGAAAAAACUUUGCUACUUUGCCUGCUAUAAUAAUCCAAAUAGGUAUUGUUAGAAUUGUCUCCUGACAAAUCUAGAAAUGCCAAGUCUUUCAUUUUUAGUAGGUGGUAACUGAUUGAGUUUGUAUUAAGAUAUUUAUUGUUCUUGAGUUUGGAUCUUUUUUUUCAUCCUGGAAUUGGAAUCAAAAUUCUCACAAGCUGGAGCAUAAUUUCUGACCCUGAAACAUGAACUUAACUGCUACGUAGUCCGUAACUUACUGCUAUUUCUGUUUCAACCGUCAAUUUUCAUUGUAUGGUAAUUAUUGUUAAUUUGUUUCAAUAUUAAUGAAAUAAAUUUGUUUUUU
Messenger RNA from Styela clava, 4257 nucleotides. RefSeq lists its product as uncharacterized. Lineage: Eukaryota; Metazoa; Chordata; Ascidiacea; Stolidobranchia; Styelidae. The record is from RefSeq and is a predicted model, not a curated record.